Physcomitrium patens is the source of this 4714-nucleotide messenger RNA. RefSeq names its product exocyst complex component SEC5A. Gene Ontology annotation, cellular component: exocyst. NCBI's taxonomy places the organism in Eukaryota, Viridiplantae, Streptophyta, Bryopsida, Funariales, Funariaceae. The record is from RefSeq and is a predicted model, not a curated record. Gene Ontology annotation, biological process: Golgi to plasma membrane transport; exocytosis.
AAUGUUUUUUUUUUCCUGUCCAUGAAAGAUCCAGCGUCGGACCAAUUUACAGUUCACUGCUCUGCUCUCUCUCUCUCUCUCCGGAGCUUCAUCUCCUUCCGCUUUUCAAAGGCGCAGCCUCACAACAGGUUUGUUCACUAUUCUUUGCAUUGACUGCGAGGGGUGGCGCUCCUCAUCGUGUCGCAUUGCCUCACCUGGUGGCACAAGCCGAGUUCAUAGAUACCAUGGACCCAGGCCAAAGCAUUGCCAUUGUGAUCCCUCUACAUUGCUUUUAAUUCUUUUGACGUUUUCCUGCUCUUGAGUCGUUAACGAUUUGACCGAUUGAUUGCUCUGCUUCUCGAGGUGUCGGCAACGGGGCCGCAUUGUGGUUAUUAGAAGUCUAGGAGGGCGGUUACUGUGAGAUUAGGUUGGUAGUAAGGGGAUCCAGGCAAUAGGGUCACGGGUUACCUGCAUUCCCAUCCCCUCUUCCUGGAUUAGUAUUUCGAUUCCUGUGCGUGAGUGCGUAGUUUUUCUGCGGCGUUGCAUUGGAGCACAGCUUCAGGGGAGGCAGUAGUUUAGAAGGGAUUACGACUGAGGAAUCCCUGGGAGUGACGAGGGGCUUAGUGACGGGUGGUAGAGUAUGAGGGACGACGACGAGGAAGAGGAGCUUUUGCAGCGGGCAUUGGCGGAGCAAGCAGCCAGGGAAGUGAGCUACCAGAGGCCACCAAAUCAGCCGCCUCCAAAUGUGUCGGUAGCGGCAUCAGGUCCGUCUCAACACAAGCCUCGACGCGGUAUAAAACACAUUUCUCUCUCGCCAACUGGCAGAGGACCGCCAAGAAGGGAGGCUCCGCAGACAGAAGUGAACGGUGGCCCACCGAGGAGGAGGUCCUCUAGUGCUAAUGGAGUUCAGGUUGCUGCCCCCCCAAGGAGAGUAGCACCUGCUAAGACUUCAACGAUUGAGCACGAUGAUGAGUCGGAUGUGGAGCUUCUGAGUUUAUCCUCGGAUGAUGAUGAUGAUGAUGAUGAGUCGCAGGGACGUCGCGCGAUCGUGUCAAGCAAUAAGCCAUUGAAGUCUCAGGGCGCAGCAGUGGACGAGGAUGACGAUCUGUGGAAUGAGAACGAUGAAGAUCCUUCGACUUGGAGUGGAGUUGAUCAAGCAGAGCUGGCAAGAAGGGUGCGGGAAAUGCGGGAAACCCGAACAGCACCAACCUCUCAUGCGCCAGGAAUCCGCUUGCGCAAGUCAACCAAUAUCGUGGAUGUUAUCCCGAGAGCAGAGGACUAUGUUGAUCCCUUGGGGCUUGGUCUUAUAGAUAUCAGAAGUUUGACACUAAUUCCUAAAGACAAGCUUGGCGAUCACCCUUCUUCGACAGACAAAGGGAGCGAUGGAGGACGAGGUUUCCUGAAAGGCAAGAAGGCUGAUAUGAAGGUACCUACACGAGACACAACUGAAGUAGAUCCUGAUCAGCCUGAACUUCCAGUUGUGAAAGAUCAUGCUACAAGAGAGAAAAUAAUUUAUCAUUCGGAGAAGUUUGAUCCAAGGUUCUUCCUCGCUCGUAUACAUCAGAAUACCAGUGCGCAUGAUCUCGAGGAUGCUGGUGAUGCUUUGCGGCGUGGUUUGCAAAGUCGCAAAGAGCAACUGAAGAAGUUGGUGAAAGAGAAUUUUGACUGUUUCAUCUCCUGCAAGAACACCAUUGACGAUAUACAUUUAAAACUUCAACAAAUAGAAUCUCCCAAAGAGGGCACUGGAACUGUGCAUCUUAACAAUGCCAUUGGGGAAGUCGAUGUUUUUGCCAAGCGAGCAUUCGCACCUCUCCUCGAACGACAGGCUCAAGUGGAGCGUAUAAGAUCUGUUCAAGGAAUGCUCCAGCGAUUCAGAACCCUCUUCAACUUGCCUAGCAUGAUUCGCGCAAGUAUUAGCAAGGGUGAAUACGACCUUGCAGUUCGGGAGUACAAAAAAGCCAAAACACUUGUGUUGUACUCACAUGUUGCCAUUUUGAGCAGGGUGCUGCAAGAGGUAGAUAAGAUUGUUCAGGAAUUCAAAGAGAUGCUUUACAAGAAGAUGGAGGAUCCUCAUCUCGAGAUGUCUCAGUUGGAGAACACGAUUCGGCUCCUGCUGGAGCUUGAGCCAGAUUCAGACCCUGUUUGGCAUUACCUGACUAUUCAGGAUCGGAGAAUCCGGGGACUCCUGGAAGGAUGUACCUUAGAGCAUGAUUCUCGAAUGGAUGCUCUUCUUGGGCGCGCUCGCGAGCGUGUUCAGUCGGAUGCUCGUUGGAAGCAACUUCAGCGAGAAUCUAAUAAGGCUUCAGAUGUGGACUUUAACCUGCUUCUAGGCAGCAAUGAUAGAGAGCAAGAUCGAAGUAGUAUUAUAGAUACUUCUGGCAACGAAUCGGACGCACUUUUGGGUCGUCUAAUUCGGCGACUUACGGCUGUUAUCGUAACGCACUUGCCAAGUUUCUGGCGUCUAGCUAUCUCCAUAUUCAAUGGGAAAUUUACUAAGGUUACUGGUGGAAGCAUGGGAUUGCGAAAGGCAGGCUCUAAAUCAGAUAAUGAGAGCGAAAGCUAUCCCUUUGAAGAAGUUGCUGAAUCGAAAUUCACCUCUCAUUCUCUGGAUGAAGUCGUUACCAUGGUCCACUGCAUUAUUUCUCUUUAUGAAUCAAAGGUCCAGACCGCAUAUCUUUCCCUCGCAGAAGCCAAUGUCCUUCGCCCAUACAUGCGGCAAGGAGUAGCAGAGAUAUCAAAAGCAUGUAUUGCACUUGAAGGAAACGAUUGUGCUCCUGCAAGUGCAUUUCAAAUGCUGUUGGUGCUGCGUACUGAAGUGACAAGAGUAUUUGUUCUACGAUUAUGUGCUCUCGUGCACACUGCCACCACAGAUCUGGUGAACGAAGAGGAUUGGAUUCCUGUAGCCACGGUAGAACGGGGUGGUUCACCUUUUGCAAUUUCAAGUAUACCUCUCCGUUUUCGGGACAUGCUUGAAUCUGCAAUGGAGUAUCUAACUGAGAUGCUAGACAGGCUAAAAGUGGGAUCUCCUGGGCACGAGGAUAUGGUCAACCAGCUCCAUCAAAUGCAGGACAACGUGCACAACACGUUCUUUGAGUGUUUUCUCACACUUGCCGAAAAUCUGGAAAAGCUAGCCUUCGAGCUUUCAAGAUCACCUCUACCACUUAAAAAUGAUGAAACCGAUUUUGAACACGAACCAUCAGGGUCAGAGAGGUUUGUGGGACUCGUAGCUGGAAAUGAAGUGAUCAGCCACCACCAGCGCCUCCUGAUGGUGCUCAGUAAUGCUGGAUUCUGUAAUUCACACGUACUGCCAGAGCUUUCAAGAAAGUAUCAACAUGUUUGGUCUUAUGCUGGCAAGGAAGACAAGAGGGGAAUAGGACCUGGGGCCAGUCAUGUUACUGCUGAAGAAGCAGGAGCCAGCUUGUCAUCUUCGGAAGACAAGAUUCUCAAUCAAUACAACUAUGAGAAGGCCAUGUCUGUUGGAAUAGCUGCUGCUGCGUACUUGCUAGAUGAUGGGACACAGUGGUCUGCUUCCCCACCGGUGAAGGGCAUACGAGGAGCAGUGGUAGAAUUACUUCAUCCACUGGUAUCCGUCCAUGCAGAGGUCUAUGCAGGGGCCAAACCUUUUGUAGAGAAGGUGAUAAACCAUCUGGCGGAAGGACUUUUGGAAGCUUUGCUCAAUGUCUUCACAGAGAACAAGACUAAGGUGUUAAAAUCCCUUGAUGUUCAAGGAUACUGUCAGCUGAUGCUCGAGGUUAAAUAUAUUGAAGCUGUUCUCGGAGGCUACAUGAACGCAACAUCCCGUGAUAUAGUUCUUCACUUGCGGGACUUGCUUCUUGACAGGGUUCUUGAGACUGUCGGUGAUGUAUCUGAACUAGGUCUACGAAGGUCUACGAGAAGCAGUGAUGAUGGAACUGAGGACAGAGGUUCUAUUGUGAACGUUUCACAGGAGGACAUACAGAUACUCGUUCAACAAGUUAUAGCCGAGUACCUUUCAAGCGAACUGGAGAGAACACGUGUCAAUGUUUUUUGUUUCACGGAUGCACUUACGAACUCGGACCUACAAGGGAGGCGGACCGUAGCCACUCAACAGCGAACUCGGUCAAACUUUCCGAGUACGUUAAAGACAAGACAUCGUAGGAAAAAUUCUGCAUCGAGCUUGACUGACUCUGAGUCAGUGAAGCCUGUCGGUGUCCUUCCUCUCCUCUCACCAUAUGGCAGUUACGCAAGUUCAGAAUUUGGCAGUGAUGGAGGCAUAGUUGACUUGCGUUCCAGAGGGACUCCUAAUGCAACUGACCGAUAUUCAAGAGGUUCCGUGGAAUUAAGACGUACUGUGCAGAGGCCUGUUCCAAGACUCUUCCAUGAUGGUUAGAAUUCAAUGCACGAAACCCGUAUUUUUCGUGUCAAAGCCUGGUAGGCACUUCAUAUCCACCUUUGUGGUUCCAGUCCUGUACAUUGAACUGAUUGUUGCAUAAACCAAUCACCUUUGUGAAUCAGUAGGUUAGGUAGUCACGUUAAUUUACUCAAUUCAAGUGGUGGUCAAACUCGAUUUAUUAGAGGUUAAUCUGGCCUUUCUAAGAUACUUAUUACUCAGCGAUGCAACACCCUCUGCUUGGCAAGUGAGUUGAAAAUGUGUUGUAACUGCUCUGUACGGACAUUCUUUUUGCAAUUAUUAGUAAAGCAAAUUGCACCAGUUAAUAUCACGACUGUGAUCGUGAAGCUGAUUUUAGUAGACAAA